Molecule: messenger RNA, 756 nt
Organism: Culex pipiens pallens (northern house mosquito)
Lineage: Eukaryota; Metazoa; Arthropoda; Insecta; Diptera; Culicidae
Product: pro-corazonin-like
Exons: 3
Coding region: 166-576 (136 amino acids)
Biological process (GO): positive regulation of heart contraction
Molecular function (GO): corazonin receptor binding
Source: RefSeq, a predicted model, not a curated record
UGGAAAGGACGUCUGUCCAUGGGGUAUAAAUUCUUCGAGCCGUUGGUUGAUGAGUCGCAGUCCCCACCGGAAGCGCCUCGGAGAAGGAUCAAAUAAAUUGACAGCGAAGCUGACACAAGUGGAUUUCAAUUGGGUGAAAAGUGCAGUAGAAUAAAUUCCCCAAAAAUGCGCAACAUUCUGUCCACGCUGGUGAUCGCCUCACUGAUGGUGAUCUUCUCCGACGCCCAGACGUUCCAGUACUCGCGCGGAUGGACCAACGGCAAACGUACGGCCCCAACGGAACCGCUGGCCCUCGCCAACUCGGCCCUGCUUCCGUCCCACUUCCCAUCGUCAUCCGGACUGGAUAAACCCAGCGACAAGCUAUUGCUGCAGCGCCUACUGAAGUCCCCGUAUGACGUCAGGCUGGUGGCCGCACUGGUCGCGCGGAACAAGGACCUGUUGCAGCAGAUUUUGGCCGCCAGCGAUCUGGACUUGUCCGGAUCGGGAGGGUUGUUUGACGGUGCAAACGGGGCGCUUGAUGGCAGUGCUGCCAGCGAUGAGGGGCGUUACAAGCGUGACACGAGAGGGCGGUUUUAAGUGGGGCGUCCUAGAAAAGGGAAAUUAUGGAUGGUGAUGGUGCGACCGUUGCUGGGGUACAAAAUGGGAAACGUAAUUACGAACAAAUUGACAACGAUAACGCUCCGUUCUGAACGGGCUGGCUGGUUUAUGGUUGUUUAUUUAUCUCUAUGUGGGGCAGUUAACCAUAACGUAGCGUGA